AUGGCCGAAACGAGGAUUGUCGUACUGGGCGCCGGCGUGGUGGGCCUCACCACCGCCCUACAAUUGUCCAAGAACAGCGGUUACGAUGUGACUGUUGUCGCGAAGCACAUGCCCGGUGACUACGACAUCGAAUACGCUUCGCCCUGGGCCGGUGCCAAUUACCUCCCCGUCGGCGCCCCUGGCUCGAACCUUGCAGAAUUCGAGAAGAACACCUGGCCGGAACUGCAACGGCUGGCCUCAACCGUGCCGGAGGCGCAUAUCCAUUUCCAGGAGACCGUCUUGCACAACCGCUCCAAGGAUGUUGGGACGACAGUUGGCAACUGGUUCUCGGAAUUGCUCAAGACCGAUCCGUGGUGGAAGGACGUGGUCCCUGAUUUCCAUAUCAUCUCAAAGGACAAGCUACCCGAGGGGAUCGACUCGGCCACCGCUUUCACCUCCGUCUGCAUCAACACGGCGCUCUACCUGCCCUGGCUCGCCGGUCAGUGCCGCAAGAAUGGCGCACAGAUCCGGCGGGGCGUCGUAGGGCACGUUGCGGACGCGGCGGCGCUCCACCACAGCGGCAAGCGCGCCGACAUCGUCGUCAACUGCACCGGCCUCUCCUCGCUCAAGCUGGGCGGCGUGGCCGACACCAAGCUGUACCCCGGCCGCGGCCAGAUUGUGCUGGUGCGCAACACGCCCGGCGUCAUGACCAGCACGUCCGGCACCGACGACGGCGAGGACGAAGCCGUGUACAUCAUGCAACGUGCUGAUGGCGGCGGCACCAUCCUAGGCGGCUGCAUGCAGAAGAACAGCUGGGAGUCUCAGCCGGACCCCAACCUCGCGCAGCGCAUCAUGAAGCGCGCCGUUGAGCUGUGCCCGGCGCUGACAGACGGCAAGGGUCCCGAGGCGCUGUCCAUCAUCCGGCACGGCGUCGGCCUACGGCCAAUGCGCGAGGGCGGCCCGCGGGUCGACAAGGAGCGCGUCGAGGGCGUCUGGACCGUGCACAAUUACGGACACGGCGGCUAUGGCUACCAGGCCAGCUACGGCUCCGCGUACGCGGCCGUGAAGCUGGUCGACGAGAUUGCCAAGUCGAAGGCGAAGUUGUGA
Diplodia corticola is the source of this 1086-nucleotide messenger RNA. Its product is annotated as d-amino-acid oxidase. Gene Ontology annotation, molecular function: FAD binding; D-amino-acid oxidase activity. Bases 1 to 1086 code for a protein of 361 amino acids. The transcript has 5 exons. Lineage: Eukaryota; Fungi; Ascomycota; Dothideomycetes; Botryosphaeriales; Botryosphaeriaceae. The record is from RefSeq and is a predicted model, not a curated record.